AUGGCUAUAUUCGAAUCUGUUCGAAAUUUUGUGCAAUCGCCUACUGAGUUGAAAGUGCGCACUGCUACCGAUGAUAAUGAGAAUUCAGGCGCCACUGGGACGUUAAUGAAUGAGAUCAGCGUUUUGACAUAUAGUACCAAGACUAACAAAGAGAUUGUUACCGUGUUGAAGAAGCGCUUAACAGGGUACGGUAAGAAAUCAUCACAUAGGAAUUGUAUCCAUAUCAUCAAGACGUUGACGCUUAUUGCGUAUCUAAUGAAUAAUGGGUCACUUGAGUUUAUUCGAUGGAUAAAUGAAAAUCAAUUGUUAUUUGAAGUGAUGAAAAACUUCGAAGUUUCAGAUACAAUCCAUGACGAGAAGUUUGCUAUUCAAAUCCGAGACUUGAGUGAACGAAUCUUGGAAUUAAUCAAUAACCGAGAAUUAUUGGAACAAAAGAGAAAUGAAGUAGAUGAAUUCCGUUCUAGUAUUUCAUCACCUGGUAGAAAAAGUACCGAUAACAGCCAUAUUAGGAAAAGUACUGAUAGUCUGAUAAGAAAGAGUCUGGGAGAGAGAAGUACUAAUUUUCGUAGCAGUCUCGAUGAGAUGCGCAAGAGUAGUAUGGGAUAUAGUGAUAAUCCUAAUGGAAUAAGCAAUGGUAGUUGCAGCACUGCAAAUAGUGCCAAUUCGAAUAACAGUAAUUUGAUCGAUGGCAAUUUAAAUAAUAGCAAGUAUAUUGGAGGACUUGAUUUAAGAAGAUCUGGUUCCUCAUCGAGAAGAAAUACACAUGAGUAUGGUAAAUUCGGUUUAGAUACACUUACAGAAGAAGACCAUCCAAGUAAAAACGAUCCAUACAUUUACAGAGGCUAUAGUAACGGUGGUAACGUGGCUACUAGUCCUCUUGCCAAAGACCCAACCACUGCAUACUUGGAAGAAGAGACUUUUACAAAAAAUAAUACCGAUACAAAUACAAAUGCAAACCUAUCGAUACCCGCCAACAGCAACACUAACAAUCUCAUAUUCCAUACUAAUCCAUCAGAUGACCAUACAACCACAUUCUCCCACCAGAUGAGCCCGGAGAUAUAUGCCAGCUUGGCCCCACCACCGAUCACGACAUCCAACCCUAACACGAACCCUAGUGCGAACCCUAGUGCGAACCCUAUCACGAACCCUAGCACAAGCACUUGUCCUGUAUCCCCUAUAGUAGAAACAUCGCCUGCUACAACAGCCACCAGCAGCUCUAGUAAGAAGUCACAAUUCUCUGUCCAUAAUCCCUUCAGAACACUCCAACCAUAA
This is a messenger RNA of Henningerozyma blattae CBS 6284, 1272 nucleotides long. RefSeq names its product Ent4p (gene ENT4). NCBI's taxonomy places the organism in Eukaryota, Fungi, Ascomycota, Saccharomycetes, Saccharomycetales, Saccharomycetaceae. The record is from RefSeq and is a predicted model, not a curated record. Gene Ontology annotation, biological process: endocytosis; actin filament organization. Gene Ontology annotation, molecular function: clathrin binding; phospholipid binding. Gene Ontology annotation, cellular component: plasma membrane; endosome; clathrin vesicle coat. The transcript has a single exon. The coding region runs from base 1 to 1272 and encodes 423 amino acids.